Molecule: messenger RNA, 4416 nt
Organism: Phyllopteryx taeniolatus (common seadragon)
Lineage: Eukaryota; Metazoa; Chordata; Actinopteri; Syngnathiformes; Syngnathidae
Product: protein phosphatase 3 catalytic subunit alpha-like
Exons: 14
Coding region: 322-1890 (522 amino acids)
Biological process (GO): calcineurin-NFAT signaling cascade
Cellular component (GO): cytosol; cytoplasm; calcineurin complex
Molecular function (GO): calmodulin-dependent protein phosphatase activity; calmodulin binding
Source: RefSeq, a predicted model, not a curated record
UCCUCCCCCACAGCAGCAGCAGCAGCAGCAGCAGCUUAACACCGCAUCCAGCUUCCUCCAGCAUCCACCCGAGGCUGGGAAGGAAGCAGCAUCAAGUCCUACCCGGGCGCCACCACUCCGACCCACGGAGGAGGAAGAUAAGCGAAUAGAGGAAGAGGAGGAGGAGGAGGCGGGGGGGGCGGGGGGGCAUCCUCACCAUCCGAGUGAUGCCACAGCAUCAACUGCAUUCGGAGCAAGAGCGCUGAGAGUUGAUCUUGUAUUUUAGCGGGUGAGAGGAAGAGAGGAAGCGUUUCCAUACUCGAAGACAGCCGCAAACUGCCCAUGAAGAUGUCCAACGCUGACAUCGUCCACAACGCCGCCGAUCGGAUGGUGAAAUCUGUCCCCUUUCCCCUAAGUCACCGCCUUACCAUGAAAGAAGUGUUCGACUGCGAAGGGAAGCCUCGCGUGGACCUCCUAAAGGCCCAUCUUACCAAGGAGGGCCGCGUGGAAGAAGCCGUGGCAUUGCGAAUCAUCAACGAAGGGGCGACAAUCCUGCGCCAAGAGAAAACUAUACUGGACAUUGAGGCACCAGUCACAGUUUGUGGAGACAUCCAUGGGCAGUUCUUUGACCUGAUGAAGCUUUUCGAAGUGGGAGGCUCACCGGCCACAACGCGUUACCUUUUCCUGGGGGACUAUGUCGACCGUGGCUACUUCAGCAUUGAGUGUGUUUUAUAUCUUUGGUCACUGAAAAUCCUCUAUCCAAAGACACUAUUUUUACUGCGUGGAAAUCAUGAAUGUAGACAUUUGACAGAAUAUUUCACCUUCAAACAAGAAUGUAAAAUCAAAUAUUCGGAGCAGGUGUAUGACUCAUGCAUGGACGCGUUUGACUGCCUUCCUCUGGCUGCCCUCAUGAACCAGCAGUUUCUGUGUGUCCAUGGCGGACUCUCACCUGAAAUUCACACAUUAGAUGAUAUUAAAAAGUUGGAUCGGUUUAAGGAGCCGCCGGCUUUUGGCCCCAUGUGUGACCUGCUGUGGUCGGAUCCUCUGGAGGACUUCGGCAAUGAGAAAACCCAGGAAUAUUUCAGCCACAACACAGUGCGAGGCUGCUCCUACUUUUACAGUUAUCCAGCUGUGUGUGAGUUCCUACAGAGCAAUAACCUCUUAUCAAUUAUCCGAGCACAUGAGGCACAAGAUGCAGGUUACCGGAUGUAUCGUAAAAGUCAGACCACAGGAUUCCCAUCCCUCAUCACCAUCUUCUCUGCACCAAACUACUUGGAUGUUUACAACAACAAAGCUGCUGUACUCAAAUAUGAAAACAAUGUCAUGAACAUCCGACAGUUCAACUGCUCGCCUCAUCCUUACUGGCUGCCCAACUUCAUGGACGUCUUUACCUGGUCGCUGCCGUUUGUUGGAGAGAAAGUCACAGAGAUGCUGGUGAAUGUGCUGAGUAUAUGCUCCGAUGACGAGCUAAUGAAUGAUGAAGAUGAGAUAUUUGACGCCAACGCAGCUGCAGCACGCAAGGAGGUGAUCCGAAACAAGAUUCGUGCUAUUGGAAAAAUGGCCAAAAUGUUCUCGGUCCUCAGAGAGGAAAGUGAAAAUGUGUUGACGCUCAAGGGCCUGACGCCCACCGGCAUGCUGCCGAGCGGGGUUCUCUCUGGGGGCAAACAGACGUUGCAGAGUGCCACCAUUGAAGCCAUUGAAGCCAUCGAGACGAAUGAUGAGGACAGAGAAGCCAUCCGUGGCUUUUCCCCCCAGCACAAGAUCACCAGUUUCGAAGAAGCCAAGGGCCUGGACCGCAUCAAUGAGCGCAUGCCCCCUCGCAGGGAUGGUGUCAACCACGUGGGUCACUCCAUGGGCAAGAUGAAUAUGUCCGAGGAAAACGGCACGGAUGACAACAGCAACAUCCAGUGAGCCUGUGUUGGUUGUGGUGGUGAUAGGGGGGGGUGCGACCUUGCAGAUUUUCCCCCGAGCAGUGAGACAUUGCCAAAUCGAAAUUCAGGCCUCAGAACACAGAAACACAAACGGGACCACAGCAGACAGACAGACAGAAGGUGAUCUACAGCAAAUGUAAAAUGAGCAACAAGGUCAUUUAUUUGGUGACAGAAUGUGAAGGUUGGGGGUGGGGGGUCAAGGGGGCUGCAUUGUGGGUAAAAGAUGUCUGCCUAUUGUUCCCUCCCUCUGCUCAAUUACAGACUGAACUACUGUAAAUCAGACAUUGUGUUGGUGACACACAUGACUGACACAAGGCAUAAUUUACAAACUGAACUACUGUAAAUCAGACAUUGUGUUGGUGACACACAUGACUGACAAAAGGCAUAAUUUCAGUAUUCAUGCCAUGCAAAUGAGUUAAAAAAAAAUUUUUUUUUUAACAAAAUGUUUAUAUCAAGCCACUCAGAUUCACAGCUUGCAGAUAUUUAUCUUGUUCAGAAAGUAUAAAAACAGAAUACCUUGAGAAAAAAAAAAGAAAGCAAAAAAAGUGUUUUCAGUACACUUAGCACUGUCUGGCAACAAACCAUAUUUGGCUACUUUAAAAUGGACCCCUGUCAGUCUGAGACAGGGAAUUUUGCCAACUACUCAGCUAAGAAAACUAAUCAUAAUAAUGACAUUUUAUAAAUCAUGCAGUGUGGUUGUACACUAUUGGCAACAAACCAUAUUUGGUUACUUGGACGAAAUUCAACCUGCGCUAUUUGAAGCGAUGUCAGAGUCUGAAGCCAACACAAUAAAUUGUAUUCCUAAAACAAUAAAAUAAAGUAUAAUCGUUUUUGAAAAGUUGCAAAUGUAAAAAAUAAUAGUCCUCCAACAAUAGGGUUAAAAAAUUAAUUCCCAAGUAAUCAAAUGGCUAAUCUGGCAAGUGUUAAAGUGGAUUAUUUUAUUUAUUUACCUUGUAUUGAUAUUUUCUUGAAAGACAAACGGUAAAAAGUCACUGCAGUGUGAGAUUAAACCUCCUCAUGACUCGCCGCCAGUCAUCUCCUAGCAACUCGGAGGAGUUGAGGGCAGAAAAGAGGGGGGAUGGGAGACGAAUCUUGGUAUUUACAGUAUCUAUUAAGAAUGUGAAAUGGGUUGAAUUAUUUUUACUAAGGCCGUUCUCACAGACACAUCACCAUUAUUUGUGCUCAUGUCGGAAAAGCAUGGCAUUACCUCGCACAUCCUCACUUUCUGGAAGAAAAAAAAAAAUCACUCGAGCAUCCUCCUCCACUGAAGAAGUUUCAGCAAUCACACCUGCGUUGCUAUAGGACCGGUUAACAGAGGUGAAAAAGAGAAGAGGUUUUGGUAUUUUAUUAUAUAUCCUGCUUGUCCAGAACUGCCCGAGAUGUGUGCUUUCACUCAGGUGUGCAUUAAUAUCUACACACACUACUUUAUCAACAUGAGAAUUCUACAAUUUACAGAAGAAAAUGUUUUAUGUUAAAUUAUAUGGGGGGGGGGGCCUAAUUUAUUUUUGAUGACGAAUCUGACAGUGGAACUUCACUUGUAAUUAAAUAACCCCCCCCCCCCCCCCCCCCCCCCCCCCCCCCCCACCCCCCCCGCAAUCCAAUGGCGUUAUAAAAGACAAUUUGUAAAGUCACUAAAGUAGGAAGUCCAAACGUUAAGAAACGCUAUCAGACACAUGUCUGGAAUUUAAUUUUAUGUUUUUUUUUAUUUUCUACUCCAUUAUUUUAAUGGUAAAGGUACUGUAUGUGACUCAAGGAUGGACAAAACAGUGAUUUUAAACACAGCAUCUAUGGUACGGAACGCAUCAAUGCAUGCAGUUAAGUUCCUAAUUGUAAUGUGAAAUAAUUGUGAUACUGUAGUCGUGUUUCAAAUAGUGAAUUUGAAUUAUUUUGAUUAAAUUGAAUCUGUUGUUUCAUUUGUCUUGUUUUAUAAAUUUUAUAAAUAGGCUUCUUUCUUUUUUUUGUCAAUUUUUUUCAUUUAUGUUAUUACCACUGCUUUUAAUUUUAUAUUGAGACAUUGUAUGCAGAGAUACCCUUCACAGGUGUGAAGCCUUGUUUACUCUUCUGUUGUACGAUAUACAGAACAUGUUUAAUAGUGUGAAUGAAUAUAAUCUCAGUGAAAAGCUACUUUCAGGCUGCCAAAGCAUGAUAGCAUGGUUUUCAGAUGUAAAUUAAUUGGACACCAAGAAAAUCACGUGUCACACUUGAAACGUGAAACUGUACUGGUUCUAUUUACUGCUGAUAUUACUAUUAUUGUUACAAUUUAAACUUAUGGUUCUUUUCCUUUCUCCUAUUCUGGUUCUUGUAUGGUCUACAUGCAUAUUUUGACAAACAAAUAUAAUUGAUUUUAUCUGGCAACAUUUUUUUUUUUUUAAAUAUAUCUCGAGAGAUAUGUUUUGGCAUUUGACUUCCUCAAUGAUACACACAUUGUAAGCAUGCCCUAUGGGACAAAUCUUUUUUUUUAUUUUUAUUUUUUACUCUUGAAUAAAAUAUGCAUGAACAAAAUCAA